AUGCAAUUCUUGAGCACCCUCAGCGCUAUUCUGAUGGCGAUGCUUUGGCCCUUACUAGGACCAGCAUUCCACUUACCCCCUCAUUCCAAUAAUCAAGGGCCAUUCAAUCCACCGAAUGACCUGACUACCCGGCACUUCUCAUCUACAGAUGGACGCCCCAUCAACACCACAGGAAACUGGGAGAUUUGGUACUUUGACUUCACCUCGGAGGACCUGAUCACGGCCGUUGAUAUGGCUUUCAACGUGACGCCCACAAAUCCAUCGGUGCCAUCCAAUCCAACUGACGCUAUCUUGACAUUCAUCGUUGACAUCAUGCUACCGAACAAGACGCACUUCACGAAAGAAAUCAAUCCACGCAGAGCGAUUGUCAGCGAGAGUCGAGACAUCAGCUUGGGACGGUUUGAUGAUGACAAAAAUCACAUAUCAUGGAGAAGUGAUGUCAUAUCUAAUCGAGGUUCUAUCACCAUCGACAUGCCUGAGUUUGAUCUGACAGGUCGCAUUGAGUGGGAUCAGGUUGCGCCACCGCAUUUGCCCUGUGGACCUAACGAACAGGGCGGCGCAUACGAACUCGUACCGCAUCUCUGGUGGAUAAACCAAGGCCCUGAUCUCAAAGCGACAGUGAAGUUUGAGGUUGCUGGUGAGCACAUAAGCUACUCAGGAGUUGGAUAUCAGGAUAAAAACUGGGUGGAUCUGCCACUUCCCGCGAUACUAGGCCCAUGGUACUGGGGUCAUGUCCGAGUUGGCGACUACAGUUUGGUCUGGUACGAACUCGUCUCCAAGUUCGGGGGCACGUACUAUAGCAGCUACCUAGCGCAGGACGGGGAGAUCCUAACAGCUAACUGCGCCAACGACACUCUCAAGAUACGCUCAUUCGAUAAGGAUGGUGUGUAUCUUCUACCAGGCGAUACUAGCCUUCCAGCCGGUUUUACGAUUUCGAUGGAUGUGCCAGACGAUGGCCGCUUUACUGUCAAUAUUACCAACGAUGUAGUGUUUCUUCUACACCAAGCACCACCUGCUCGGCGGUGGUUUGGCCAUGCUUCUGGUGGUUUCGAGAACGAGGACCUUUCUAAAGGGUACGGGUUCUGGGAGCAGGUUAUCUAG
This is a messenger RNA of Aspergillus melleus, 1101 nucleotides long. RefSeq lists its product as uncharacterized. The coding region runs from base 1 to 1101 and encodes 366 amino acids. The record is from RefSeq and is a predicted model, not a curated record. Lineage: Eukaryota; Fungi; Ascomycota; Eurotiomycetes; Eurotiales; Aspergillaceae. The transcript has 3 exons.